Messenger RNA from Dacryopinax primogenitus, 3090 nucleotides. RefSeq lists its product as uncharacterized. Lineage: Eukaryota; Fungi; Basidiomycota; Dacrymycetes; Dacrymycetales; Dacrymycetaceae. The coding region runs from base 445 to 1044 and encodes 199 amino acids. The transcript is spliced from 7 exons. The record is from RefSeq and is a predicted model, not a curated record.
UCCCAACUGAAACGAUGGUCGACCUUGUACGGAAAACGAAGAUUGACGUGGUAUGUAAGCGUUCUGAUGUCGUGGACAUUGACAUGUGUAGCUGAUGCGGCUUAAUUGGGCCUCUCGCGCACUCUGCAAAUUCGCCCGAUUCUCCCGGUGGCAUCAAUCCUCCCGGCAGGGCUGUCGAAGAGAUCAAUACCUACAUUAUGCGAGCCAAUUAAACGCUACACACCUGCGCGGCAACUUCCUCUCGAACUGCUACUCCACACUCUGGGGUAUAUCCAUCAGCCUGCACACCUUGCACGAUUAGCAACGGUAUGCCAACAAUGGGUCGCAACCGUGCGAAGCGUUCUCUAUCACUCUGUCGUUAUAGAGACCAAAACAGACAAGAGGCAGGAGCUACUGUACACCGAACUCGGCGAAAAGGACUAUCUGCGUCAACACGUUCGACACAUGUGUAUCCAUCUGUCGCGCGCGGCCGAGCUCUCCCACAACUGCCUGGCCUGGAUCUACCAACUUCCCGACGAACAAGUACGGAACGUGACGAUCAUUGCCCUGUCAUCACCGGCAGACUUUACCGCCCUUCGCAAGUUGUUGGUUGGGUCUGCUCUUCGGACAUCGCUUUACUUCCUGAACACAGGGUUAAACACCUUGUCCGCAAACGACGCGGACGCCACGAUCAUCGAAUUCUCCGUGUUGCAACGCUUGAUUUCAUGGCUUCCGGAAAACCGUCUACAAAAGCGCUGGCCGCCUCUCAUCUUUCCUCUUCUCCGGGAAUUAAUUAUCACGUGCCCGGAAUACAGCCAAAGUAUCCCAAUGAUCAUCGAGUCAGCGUGCACCCGACUUAAACAUCUCCGCAUAGACCUGAAACCCGGUACCACCGUCAUCAGCAAUGAGGAGCAGACCCAGUUGACGAAGUCACUCGGGCGCCUAACAGAUCUGCGGUAUCUUACGCUUAUGCUCGAGCUGGACGAUUAUGCGCCCGUUCUGGAUGCCGUGUUACCGCCGGGACAUACACCCACGAGCUAUUCACUCUUCUACCACCAGAGCUGAAAUCGCUCUGUCAGAUACGAUCACCUGCGUCAAAAGUGCCGAUCGAGUCGGAGUUUCUUUGCGCCCUCGAAGAAGUGAUUGGUCGAGUCGUCCGCGGAGAACACUCCCUGCGGUCCAUUCACACGUAUCUAGGCACCCAAGAAGAAAUAUAUGAGACACGAUGCUAGAGGGCGGCCCACAUCGAACUAGUAUCAAGCUGAAUUUUUUUCUCUUCUAGUGGGUUGCUUUACUCUCCCCAUGAAGACUGAUUACCACCUGCCAUAGGGUAGUAUGUUGUAUUGUCAUUUUGAAUAAACAGCAAGCACCUUCUGCGUUUGACGGACGUGAAGGACAUGGAUACAACUGGACAAUGAUUAUUAUCAAUAAUUAAUCCCACUGUUCGUUCAUGCUUUGUCUGCUCGUUCGCAAGCCCCUGUCGGAUGCAUUCUGAUGUCACUGGACGUUCUGCACCUGGGCUGGGGUCGCACAACACCUUACAAUUACAGACAUCCGUGGACUUCCUUGUCGCCGCGCUGCUAAUGUCCCAGUUGUGGAUGGUGGGCGGCCCUCGGGUUGAGUGCCACAUAGAGUCGCACUGGAACAUUUCCCACGUCAUCUCAACAACCCUCGCUCCUUACUGGCAUAUUUUGAAGCGAUUUGGUUGGGUGUUCGCGGGUGCCUGGCCGAAAUGGGCAGGGAGUGUCGCGCGGGCGAACGCUCGUACUGCGCGCCGAGGUCGAGGGAGGUUGUGGGUGCGUGCGAAUGGACCAGGGCCGGGCAGGGCGCAAUUCGCAGGACGAAUAGCUUGAUACGAAUGAGCAUGCGCGGUGAACGGGAAUCAACACCAUCGGCAUGGGGUGCAAGGCCGUCCGCAACGUGACGCUGAGCGGCGGCACGUACGGGGCAAAGGUGCACAUUAAUGUCUAGGCGGUGCAGCACGAUGCCCUAGUCUCCUCCGAACUGUACGCGUUUCAGUCCUGGAGGUGCGCGAGCGGAUUGAUGCGGGCGAGUCGAGCGAGUUCCUGUCUGGGAGGCGGGAGCCAAGCAUGUGCCGGGAGGUACCCUGCGAGUGGGAAGAUGAAUACGAUGCUUCCUGGUGUUUGCUCGCCGUAUGAGGUGCGGUUAGAAGGGCUGGAAGAGGGCGGAGGUGGUUCGGCAACGCGGAGUGCUGAGGAACGUGUCCGACCCGAGGGAGUAGGCGGCGGGCGCUGGGCUGUACUGUUGGCUGGAUGAGCGGACAAUGCAGGCUGUUGUCCGAGUUAUACGAGGAGAUUGCUGGCGGGUUUGGAGGCGGUUAUGGCGAGCGCUCGCGGGUGCUGGGCAUGUGCGAGUUCUGCGUCUGGGACUUUUCCCAUACCAUCUCACCCCACUCUGCUUGCCACUGGCAUAUUUUGAGGCGGUUUGGGCGGGCACUAGCGGGUGCUCAGCGGUUCUAAGUCGGGGUCGCGGAUGGACGACGCGCUGUCGACAAGAGGCAUUUUGAUUUAAGCAAACUUCGAGGUGAUAUGGACCGUUGAUGUUGGCGCAGGGGAAGCGGCGGAUGGGCGACGCAUGUGCGGCUGGCACUUUGCACAGAGCCUCCCACACCCCUUGGCUCCCUUCUGGCAGGGUUUGAGGCGGUUUGAUCGCAGGUGCCCAGUCGAAAUGGGCCGGCGGUGGCGGGCGACGACUCGACAUUCUUCAACAGACUAAAAGCGGUUAGACACCCCGUUUCCGUCUUACGUCUCCCAACCGGUCAUCUAAGGGCGGAUCUUGAUGGGCGAGCGUGACCACAAGGCGUCGGCGCCGUACCAGCUAGUGAGCAAAGUGAUCUUGAUGUUGGCAAGGCGGGAGGGCUAUAACACUGCGCACACCAUCCCACACUCCAUGGCUCGCUCCUGGUAUAUUUUGAGGUAAAUUGAGUGGACGCUCGCUGGUGCCAGGGGGACGCAAGUGGUGGACGUCGGGCGGAGGCCCUGUCGACCCUUACGAAGCAACUUACGCCAUGAACGCAUAUCCCCUCGGGAUUCCCUUCUGUGAUCCAGCGCGGUCCAGCUUUGUGAGAAUGUCGAGCGAUGUGGCAGAUAU